AGUGGGCUCAAAGAUGCUCUUCAACGCCACUGGCCUUCCCCACUUAGCAAUUGGCUCCGCCGCGCAUGCGGCGCUGCAUGGAUCUGCAUCCCAUGGAUGCGCUGGAGCAGUAGCAGGGGACCGGGCGCACUACGACCUCCUGCUGCCCCAAACACCGGACCGCUACACCUUGGAGAAGCUGGCGCGGAGCUCCUCCCCGGGCCCCGCGGCGAGGCGCUUCAUGGUGUCGCUGCAGGAGAGCUGCGGGCGGGAGGACGCCCGCUUCAUCAACUUCCUGGCCCAGUUCGUAAAGAUCGACGUGCUGGGCGCCUGCGCGCGCCUGGUGACCUACAACACCCGCCACGCCCGGGACCUGAUGCGCCUGAAGAAGGUGCGCCCGCAGAUCUUGGAGCGCUACAAGUUUGCCCUCCUCAGCGACAGCGCGGCCUUGGGGGACUGGGGUGCCGGGCCCAACACCAACCUCUGGCGGAUCCUGGCGGCAGGGGCUGUGCCUGUGUACUGGGGCAGCCCUACCAUGGGCCGCUUUCUGCCCCGCGGCUCCGCCAUCGAUGCGCUCGACUUCAGCUCCCCGUUGGCGUUGGCGGCGAAGUUGCAGGAGCUGACGAACGACUCAGAGGAUCACUUCUUACAGCUCAACGUCUGGCGGCAACUCAACGCCACAGCGCCCUUGAGCCUUGGUGCCGCUCUGGAGAGCCAGUCCCCGCCCCUCAGCCAGGACUCGCUGGCCGCCUUGGCCGCGUCCAGGCUCCGGUCCAGUCCUGCGGAGCCGAGGUUCUGCUCGGAGACGUGGGCGCUGGAGCAGCGGUGGCUGCGCGAGUGCUACGGCAUGCUGCCCGCCUGGGUGCAGUCCUUUGACCACCACACCUUGACGGCAACCUUUGAGCGCGGGAGUGACGGGCUUCGCAUCGAGAUAGCGGGGGGGCAGGACGCUCUCUCCGUCUUCGUCCCCACGGCCCCCGCUGCUCCGCGCGAGCUGGCGCCUGUGGGGCCGCGGCUGGGGGCGCAGUGGGCGGCGCUGGCGCCGCUGCUGGGGCAGCGGGAGCUCUUUGCGGAGGCCUCUGUGCUGCAGCUGGGCUUCACCCCAGAGGACGCGGUGCCUUUGGCCGCGCUGGGCGCCUUGGCCUUCGGCGCCGCCAAGGCGCUGCUGGCGGCGCCCCGCUGGGCGCAGCCCGCGCUGCGCGGCCUCGGCGAGGCGGUGCCGGGCUUCAAAGCGGCCCAGGACGAGGACUUCAGAAGCGGGGCGGAGAUGGAGGUGAGCUUUUGGCUGGAGGCCGGUCGAAACGAGUUCCUCAAGGGCGACGUGGUCUUCGUCUUGGGGGACACGCUCCGCAUUUCACUGCAAUGUUUGGGCCUGCCGUUGCAGCA
This is a messenger RNA of Effrenium voratum, 1365 nucleotides long. NCBI's taxonomy places the organism in Eukaryota, Dinophyceae, Suessiales, Symbiodiniaceae. The record is from the annotation of a GenBank genome assembly.